UUUAUGAAACAUUUUGAAACGAUUUUACGCUGUAAACGGGCUCCCAAGUGUGAUUCGGCAAUAGUUUCUUUCUUUGGCUAAAUUAACAAGGAUGUGUAUCACGAGAUUGUCUUGAAAACCGGUCCGUUUUGAUAACGAUCGGCAUAAAAAUAAUAUAAUUCGCGUUUAGGAAAGAGAAACGACUAAACAUUGUAGGGUUAGGUUGGACACUUUCCCAGAAGCUGGCUAAUCAAAGCGUUUCCAAUCGAAAAUGAGCCACGACUUCCUACCGGAGUGGUUGGAUCUUUUCCUGGAUGACGUAGAAACUACUUUAUGCCUGCCGAUAUUACUCGUUAUGGUUUUUUGUACCGUUCAGUUCAUAAUCAAUCAUACGAUGGAUAUCGGAUGUACCAUUUAUCAAAAUAUACAACAAAAAUCUGACGAUGAAUCUGAUGAGGAUACCGAGAAGGAGCAGGGACCAGAUAUAUUGAGUAGAAUUAAAGGGUUCUUUUAUAAUCUUACUUCUCAACACAAUGCUACUUCCAUUCACGAGGACGAAAGUUUAGCUUCACAACCGCUUAGGCCGAAUUGCAAGGAAGAGGAAUGGGAUUACUGCGAAGAAGAUGACGAAUAA
Colletes gigas is the source of this 613-nucleotide messenger RNA. RefSeq lists its product as uncharacterized. NCBI's taxonomy places the organism in Eukaryota, Metazoa, Arthropoda, Insecta, Hymenoptera, Colletidae. Bases 251 to 613 code for a protein of 120 amino acids. The transcript is spliced from 2 exons. The record is from RefSeq and is a predicted model, not a curated record.